AACUCUUUUUUUCCAAUUUACAAGGUUUCUUUGUUCUCCUGCUCCCCGUUGGUCUCCACUGUCCCACCACUCCACACAGACUUUAAAAUACAAAGAAAUAAACAACAAACUGAAAGCGGCGCAGACACAAACGAGUUGCAGAAGGUGCACAACAAUGGGAGCUAUGGCUCCGCCUCCUCAUUGGAUUCCUCAAGACGACGUUUUGCUCAAAAACGCCGUUGAGGCUGGUGCUUCUUUGGAAUCUCUAGCUAAAGGUGCUGUGCAAUUUUCUCGGAGAUAUACUGUACAGGAGCUGCAAGAUCGCUGGGUUUCUCUUCUCUAUGAUCCUGUUAUUUCUGUAGAGGCAUCAACCUACAUGAUUUGGGUUGAACGUUUUGGGGUAACAAAUCAAUUGAGACCUAAUAAGUUCGAAGGAGUAAAAGAUAUAGCUUGCAGUUCAGGGAAGAGAAAAGCUGAAAGUGUCCGGAAGUAUUAUUAUGCCAUGCGUAAAAGAAUCUGUAAUGAACCACUGGAUAUGAUGGGUAUCAAUCUUGCUUCUGGACCUGGUUGUUCUAAAUUUAGAGAGGGUAAUGAAUUCUCAUCUGUAGAUUGCAAAGUUGGCAAUCCAUCUUCAAAUAUUCUGGGAGGUCAAGGCCCAGAUUACAGCAUUACGCCUCAUCCCUUUGCUGAAUUUGGGCCGCAUGCUGCCGAGUCCACUGGAAAUGGUCUUACGCCCUCUUUCAGUGGUGUUCAAAAUCAUGGGCAAGAGGACCUUGGUGGGGAAAAUGUGUCAAACAACCUUCCUUAUCCAUAUGAAGAGAAUAUCUCAUUAACUGGGGAUUGCAGUGAGAUCCCUGGAUUUGGCCAAUCAAAAGAUUUGCCUCUCUGUAACUUGUUUGAAACUGAGGGUUUAGUGAACCAGGCUAGUGCGGUUUCAGAAUUUGGUGAUCAGUCAUUUCCUAGUUUUGGGUGUUCACCUCCUAUGCCUCAGAUGCCAAUUUGGCAUAGUUCCGAGGACAUUUCUGCAACAGAACUGCCCAUUGAAAUUGUAGAUGCAGACCUGCAGCUAGGAGAUGAAUUUAUGAUUCCCCAGACUGCAAAUGAGUCAGAUGCAUUAGGAUAUGGUUGUGGCCCCUCAAACCUUAAAUUGGAAACUCCACUCUCUUGUGAUAGCAUGAUAGAUAUGACUUCUAGCACACAGGAAUAUCUUGAGGUGUUGUUCGACCUUUCUAAUGACGAAGGGCUACUCUACAUGGAAAAUGAUGGAAAGGAGGGUAUAGAAAAGUCUUAUCUUGAUGGUUUGAGUUCGCUUCUAUUGGAUUCUCCCAAUCAGUGCGAUUUGUCUGGUUCAGGUCUAGGCGAGGCUGCAGUGGUUCCAGAUGGACAUGUAGCUGAAAGAAGUGAUACACAUGAUGGAGGGUCCUAUGACAAGGGCAUCCGUGAUCAGCAGGAAGUUGCAGAUGCUCAAGUGUCAGCCUCUGAAUCUACUAUGAAAGUAGGUCCUGAAUAUCGUAAUGGAGUCAUUUGUUGCACAUUAAACACCGAAGACCCAGAAAUUCCUAGCAAUGAUGAUGUUUUUCUUCCCUUCCGGUUUCCUUCUCCUACUAAUUCCUCAGGGGCUCACUGGGCAUUGCAUGAGCCUAGCUAUCUUGGGUCCUCAUCAGUUAAAAAAUUCUCAAGCACUUGCAAUGCAAAUGGAGGACAUCUUUUGAUGAAAAACACCCGAAAAGAUUCAUCUGUUCCUUCUGGCAGGAUGGGAUCAUUCCAUCCGUCAGAUGCGGGUUUAAGAUGCCGAAGAGAUAAUGGAGUUAAAUUCGAGCUGCCCGAAAGUAGCGUCCAGCAUGCAGCACUUAGAGAAGCUCAGAACAGUGACAGUCCGAAUCAUGUCAGUUUAGCAAAUGUGAAUGCCCACAAUUCAAUCACUGGAGUUGUUAAGGGAGGUCCCACAGAGAUGGGACAGGGAAAGAAUAUUGGUUUUACAUCCCUUGGCCCUUGCCAAGACAAGCAUGAAAGUAGUUUGCAUCUUCAUCAAAACCUUCAAAAGAAUUCUAUUGGCAGUCGGAGUGCAGUGGAUGGCAUAGCUGAAAUUCCAAAUAAUGGGUCAUCAAAUGUGGACUUGAGUUUCCAGCAAACUGAUGUCCCAAAGGCAAUGGAUCACUCCCUACUGUCAGAUCACGAGGAGCUCUUGUCUGAGAGUGAAUUUGACGUGCCUUAUUUUUCUGAUGUAGAAGCAAUGAUCCUAGAUAUGGAUUUGAGGCCAGAUGAAUUUGAUUUAUACACCAGUCCUGAAGUUCAGCUAUAUCAACUUGAAGAAACCAAGAGAACAAUCAUAAGACUGGAACAGGCAGCUGAUGCUUUCACACAGAGAGCCAUUGCUGGUCAGGGCGCAUUUGCUGUUUUAUAUGGGCGUUGCUCAAGACAUUUUAUAAAGAAAACUGAGGUGUUACUGGGCAGGGCAACAGAUGAUAUUAAAGUUGACAUUGACUUGGGAAGAGAAAAAAAUGGUGGUAAAAUUUCUCGAAGACAGGCUACAAUGAAGAUGGACAUGCAUGGAGUGUUCCAUUUGAAGAACCUCGGAAAAACUCCAAUUUACAUAAAUGGCAAAGAAGUAGCCCCUGGACAGAGCCUAGGCCUUACUUCUGGCUGUCUUAUUGAGGUAAGGGGAUUGAGCUUUGUGUUUGAGACAAACCGUAAAAUGAUAAAGCAAUACGUCGAUAGCUCUGCAGGAGGAGAGGUUUUAGCAGAUUAUAAACCUUCGAUGAGAAGUUGAACGAGAUAAUCAUAUUCAGGAAGGUGCUACUUUUUUCCCAACACUUUCUUGAAUCGGUACAUGUAUAGAGUAGUCACCAUUAUUUUUUUUCCUUCUCUCAUAGUUCCAACAUUAGGUGGACUACAGCUCUUUUCUGCUAACGAGAUUUUUUCUUGCAUCUGUUUACUCCUAACCACAUUUUUCUUGAACCUGGAUAGCUACAAAUUUAGCUUGUUCAUAUGCUGUAGAAACUCUAAUUUCACAGGAAUUAAGCCAAGUAGAAGAAAAGUUCUACUAAA
Messenger RNA from Salvia miltiorrhiza (redroot sage), 3027 nucleotides. RefSeq lists its product as uncharacterized. Gene Ontology annotation, molecular function: G-quadruplex RNA binding; protein binding. Bases 155 to 2749 code for a protein of 864 amino acids. The record is from RefSeq and is a predicted model, not a curated record. Gene Ontology annotation, cellular component: NSL complex; MLL1 complex; Ino80 complex. NCBI's taxonomy places the organism in Eukaryota, Viridiplantae, Streptophyta, Magnoliopsida, Lamiales, Lamiaceae. Gene Ontology annotation, biological process: positive regulation of transcription by RNA polymerase II. The transcript has 7 exons.